AUGCCUCUACAAAACCUCAUAAAUCAAGUCUUGAACCGUGACUGCCGCAAUCCGCACUCACAGACCCUUCCUCUUCAAACCCCCCAAGAACGAGUCAACAACGCGAUCGCACAAGCUCACUUCGACUGGCUCCCGUUACUUCCAGACGCCAUUUGGGACAGUCUAGAUGACCCUCUCAAUGUCAACAUUCUCGGCAACAACCAAAUACGAGGAGACGCUAUUGUAGCAGAAUGUGUCGCAACACUACAAGCUCAAUUAUACCCGCAAUCUCUCGCCGCUGAACGCAAGACUGCCCGAGUCACCCUCUUGUCCAACGCCACCUUCCAUGCGCUCCUCUGUGCUUUUGGAGUCUCUGAACAACCAUUCAGAAAGGAGAAGGCCGAUGCUUUUGAGGUUUACGUUUCGGCACUAGGGCGCUAUAACUGGGAGUUGGCCAAUGAGUGGAUUGGGUAUGUGUUUACCGGUCUUAUUCACACUGUCAUGGCGAGGAGACGAGGAGAGAAGAGAAAGGCGUCAAAGGAAGACGACAUUAUGUGUCAGUGCAAGCGACGGAGAGAACAUUGA
Mycena indigotica is the source of this 564-nucleotide messenger RNA. RefSeq lists its product as uncharacterized. Lineage: Eukaryota; Fungi; Basidiomycota; Agaricomycetes; Agaricales; Mycenaceae. The transcript has 3 exons. The coding region runs from base 1 to 564 and encodes 187 amino acids. The record is from RefSeq and is a predicted model, not a curated record.